AAGCCUUCCUUGAAACCCUAAAACCGACACUAAACUCCAACUCUGGUUUGAAACACCAAUUAUAAUUUAAACCCCUAACCCCGUCUUGAAACCAAAACCCUGCUUUGAAAUCCUAACCCCUGGACUGAAACCCAAACUUGACUCCUUAGACCUUAUGGUUUUAAACCCUAUCCUUGUUUUGGAACUCUCAAUGUAACCCUUUCAUGCACCCUGAAACCAGAUAACAUGGUAAGCUAUCCACUGUAGUAACCACCGUCCCUGAAAGGGUAAAAAACCUGAACCAUAAAAACCCGAAUCUUAACUUGAAACCUUAAUCCUGGCUUGAAACCCUACCCUUUGUUUAGAAACCCAUCCUAACCUAACAAUCAUUUUGAGCUCGCUCUGUUACUGUCACUGUCGGUGGACAGAAACCCCCUUACAGGGUGCAAGCCAAAGCCGUCACGUCGUCAGAAGAGGAGGCCAUCGCCAUGCGCUCCUUGCCGUGCGACGCAGACGGAUACCUGAGGGUCCUCCACUCGCCCUCAUCUGACUACCACAUCCUGGACUUCCUUGGGGAGGGCACCUUCGGCGACGUGGUCAAGUGCUUGAAGACGGCUACCAGGGAGGAAGUCGCCGUCAAGAUCUUCAAGCACAUCGACGCCCUGGACACGUUUAAGAAAGAGGCCAGCACACUGCAAACCUUAAUGGAUUACGACACGGACAAAGUCAACUUGAUCCAGUGCAAGAGCAUCUUUGUGGACAGAGCGUACAUGUGUCUCGAGUUUGAGAUGUUGGACAUCAACUUGUGGGAUUUUAUGAACACCAGACCCACCAAGUGCCUCCUUGUCAAGGAGAUCCGACCCAUUCUUCAUCAGCUGGCCGUGGGCCUGCAUUUUCUGAACAGUAUUGGACUUAUCCACGCAGACCUGAAGCCCAACAACAUCAUGAUGGUGGAGCACGUCAACCGGCCGUACAAAGUUAAAAUCAUCGACUUUGGCUUGGCCCAGCACGUCUCCGAGACCAAUCAGGGCCGACACUUUCAGAACCGCCGCUACAGGGCUCCAGAGAUCAUCCUCGGUUUUCCCUACGCGGAGGCGAUCGACGUGUGGUCUCUCGGUUGCAUUAUCGCAGAGUUGUUUUUGGGCUCUCCACUUUUCUACAGCACCUGUGAAUACGACAUGGCAAGAAGCCCAAAGAUCGAGCACAUCUUGGGUCAUCUUCCACAAAGACUUCUGAACAUUGGAGUCAACACGACUUAUUUUUACAAGAAGGAGAGGGCCUACCAGACAUGUCACUGGAGACUAAAGACGCCCAACGAGUAUGGCUAUGUAGCCUGCACCGACAGUUUUCUCAACUCUCUGGAUGACCUUUGCAAGGUCAGACAAGUGGUCCACCUGUCAAAUGAGGACACCACAGCAGAAGUCCAAGACCAGGAGGUCUUUGUGGAUUUGCUGAAGCAGCUCCUGAGGCCUGACGCUGGCAAGCGACUGAUGCCCAGUCAGAUUCUCCAGCAUCCCUUCGUCACCCUGACUGACCUUGCACACAGCCACGCCAACAGCUUCUACAUGAAACUGAGCUGCGAAAUGAUGCAGGCCUGUCAGAAUUCAAGCCCUGGGACUCAGGUUGACACUUCUGCGGCCUCGCACCACGCCACUCGUCCCACUUGGCAGAUCCACCGGGAACAUCCUGACAUCGUGGGGAUCUCCUCGGGCAUCUUGAGGGGCCUCAACCUGGACAACCUCGACUCGGAGUCACACACGACUCUCUCGUCUCGGCUCCGUUUAGUCAACCUCCACAAGUCGCCAGACUCGUCGCCCCAUGAAAACGUGCGGCACAUGGCAGGGUAAGCAGCAGAAGAUUUGAACCGAUUA
Messenger RNA from Hippocampus zosterae (dwarf seahorse), 1850 nucleotides. Its product is annotated as homeodomain-interacting protein kinase 3-like. NCBI's taxonomy places the organism in Eukaryota, Metazoa, Chordata, Actinopteri, Syngnathiformes, Syngnathidae. Bases 468 to 1826 code for a protein of 452 amino acids. The record is from RefSeq and is a predicted model, not a curated record. Gene Ontology annotation, molecular function: protein serine/threonine kinase activity; protein tyrosine kinase activity; ATP binding. Gene Ontology annotation, biological process: peptidyl-threonine phosphorylation; peptidyl-serine phosphorylation. Gene Ontology annotation, cellular component: cytoplasm; nucleus. The transcript is spliced from 8 exons.